Molecule: messenger RNA, 3316 nt
Organism: Oryza brachyantha (malo sina)
Lineage: Eukaryota; Viridiplantae; Streptophyta; Magnoliopsida; Poales; Poaceae
Product: protein CHUP1, chloroplastic-like
Exons: 9
Coding region: 196-3039 (947 amino acids)
Biological process (GO): chloroplast organization
Cellular component (GO): chloroplast outer membrane
Source: RefSeq, a predicted model, not a curated record
CAGAGAUAGGUAGACAAGUAGUAGCAAAGUACAAUCUGCAAGCCACAUCUUCUGGUUGUGUUCAGUGUUCACUCACCCUUCUAGUCACGGUGCUCUCCUCCUCCAAUGUAUGUAUCUACCUGUCUAGCUAGCUGAAGAUUUUCUCUGAUGACUAUAGAGAGCUCCUGGCCAGGACAGUGAUGAGUGCACAGAGUCAUGCUUGUCAGAUUAGGUGUCGUGGUUGUCGCCUCCGUUGCAGCUUUAACUCUUAAGAGAGGCAACAGUGGAAGCAAAGACAAUGGCCAAGCAAGGAAGAGGAAGGAUAAAACUCGCCACUCUGAACAUGAGGAGAAGGAAGAAGAGGAGGAGGAGGUGAAGACGAUCAACGCGAUAACCAAUUCAGCUCCUUCAGACGACGACGACGACGACGAUGACGAGAUGCUGUCCGAGAUCGAGAGCCUGCUGUCCGGCCGCGAGAUCGACGUCCCUCUCCCCGGCGACAGGUUCGAGCGCUCCCGGCACAGCAACCGCGACAGCGUCAGCUCCGAGCUGGAGCGGCUGCGCAGCCUGGCGCGGGAGCUGGAGGAGAGGGAGAUGAAGCUGGAGGGGGAGCUGCUCGAGUACUAUGGCCUCAGGGAGCAGGAGACGGACGCCGCCGAGCUGCGCAAGCAGCUCCGGGCCAAGGCCAUGGAGGCCGACGCGCUCGCCGCCACCGUCGCCUCGCUGCACGCCGAGCGGAGGAAGCUGCAGGACGACGCCGCGAGGGGCGCCGCGGCGAGGAAGGAGGCGGAGGCGGCGAGGGGCAAGAUCCGGGAGCUGCAGCGGCAGAUACAGGCGGAGGCGAGCCAGACGAAGGCGCAGCUGAUGCUGUUGAAGCAGCAGGUGACCGGGCUGAAGGCCAGGGAGGAGGAGGCCGCCAUGAAGGAGGCGGAGGUGCAGCGGAAGCUGAGGAGGCUGAGGGAGGUGGAGGUGGAGCUGCUGGAGCUGAGGAGGAAGAACAAGGAGCUCCUGUACGAGAAGAGGGACCUCGUCGUCAAGCUGGAUGCUGCGCAAGGGAAGAUCACUGAGAGCGAUGUAGUCGCCGAUGCAAGAGAGGAGAUCAACAAACUAAGGCAUGCAAACGAAGACCUGACAAAGCAAGUGGAAGGCCUGCAGCUGAACAGAUUCAGUGAAGUAGAAGAGCUGGUGUACCUCCGAUGGGUUAACGCCUGCUUAAGAUACGAGCUCCGUGACUACCAGACGCCAUCGGAGAAGAUCUCUGCUCGUGACCUCAACAGGACCCUCAGCCCAAAGUCACAGCAGAGAGCCAAACUGCUGAUGCUGGAGUAUGCAGGAUCAGAGCGAGGCCAAGGUGACACUGACCUCGAAAGCGCUUCUUCUGCGCCUUCUUCUCCGAGAAGCGAAGAUUUCGACAAUGUUUCGGUCGACAGCUCUUCUAGCAGAUACAGCUUCCUGGGCAAAAGGCCCAACCUGAUGCAGAAGCUGAAGAAAUGGGGGAGAAGCAAGGAUGAGCACAGUGGUAGCUUGGGGUCACCAACAGCACAGUCCGUCACCGGUGGCUCUCCAAGAAGGCUCAGCUCCAGCCAGAAGCCAAAAGGGCCCCUAGAAGCUCUCAUGCUCAGGAAUGCAGGAGAUGGCAUGGGCAUUACAACAUUCGGAAAGAGGGAUGAGCAUGAUCUUCCCAGUGAUGCCACCGAUGAUGCGAACGUUGCGUCCUCGUUCCAGCUCAUGUCCAAGACAGUCGAAGGCUUUGCUGAUGACAAGUAUCCUGCCUACAAAGACAGGCACAGACUCGCGACGGAGCGGGAGAAGGCGAUAAAGGAUAAGGCAGAGAAAGCCAGAGUGCAGAGAUAUGGUGGCGGUGUCACUAGUUCAGGCACUUUCUUGUCCCCCAGAGCUGCACUCCCUACAAAACUUGCUCAGAUUAAGGAGAAAACUCCUGCUGCCAAUGCUGAAUCCGUUCACCAAUCCAGUGAUGAUCACAACAACCCUCUAGCGGUGACGCAGCUGAAGCUCGCAAAUAUUGAGAAGAGAGCUCCAAGAGUCCCUCGGCCACCUCCUGCGUCGUCCGCCACCACUGCAAGUGGAGCACCUCCACCGCCGCCGCCACGGCCACCAGGUGCACCUCCUCCGCCGCCUCCGCCACCUGGAAAACUUGUCGGCGCACCGCCACCGCCGCCACCACCGCUGCCUGGUUCCCUACCUAGGAACGUUGCUGGUGAUGGUGACAAGGUGCACCGUGCACCAGAGGUUGUAGAGUUUUAUCAGAGCCUGAUGAAGCGUGAAGCAAAGAAGGACACAACUUCUCUGGGAUCAAUGACAUCGAGUGUUUCUGAUGUGAGAAGCAACAUGAUCGGAGAGAUUGAGAACCGAUCAGCAUUCCUCUUAGCUGUCAAAGCUGAUGUGGAGACCCAAGGAGACUUUGUGGAGUCUCUAGCAAAUGAAGUCCGAGCAGCAAAUUUUGCAAAUAUCGAUGACGUUGUUGCAUUCGUAAAUUGGCUUGACGAGGAACUUUCAUUCUUGGUUGAUGAGCGAGCAGUACUGAAGCACUUCGAUUGGCCAGAGAGCAAAACUGAUGCAGUAAGGGAAGCAGCCUUUGAGUACCAAGACCUGUUAAAACUAGAAAACAAGGUUUCAUCUUUUAACAAUGAUCCAAAACUUCCAUGUGAAGAAGCUCUAAAGAAGAUGUAUUCCUUGCUUGAAAAAGUGGAGCAGAGUGUUUAUGCACUACUUCGGACUAGAGACAUGGCCAUAUCUCGCUAUAGGGAGUAUGGAAUACCAGUGGACUGGCUGUCUGAUUCUGGAGUAGUUGGCAAGAUCAAAUUGGCAUCUGUUCAGUUGGCCAAAAAGUACAUGAAGAGGGUUGCCACAGAGCUUGAUGCAUUGCAGGGCCCUGACAAAGACCCCAACAGAGAGUUCUUGCUUCUCCAGGGUGUCAGAUUUGCAUUCAGAGUCCAUCAGUUUGCCGGAGGCUUCGAUGCCGAGAGCAUGAAGGCUUUCGAAGAGCUAAGGAGCAAGAUGAGCACACAAACUUCGGCUCCGCAAAUAUCUGAUGCAUAGCUUCAAACAUGCAUUCAACAUUUUGAUUGGUUUCGUUGUUCGAAAUGAAUGAUUAGUUGAAUAGAUACAUUGUAGCAAUACGGAAUUGUAAAUCCCAAUCUUCUCCAUAUCAGAAUAUAUACGGCAACAUAUGACUAAUAGUGUACAGGUUAAAGGUUAAUACAUGUAUACUGAGAAAGGAAAAGUGAGUACAUGCACACCAAAUUAUAUUGCAAGUGUGUAUUAUGAGGCACUACUGUACAAAUGAUUUAUACAUACCCUAGGCAUACUAUUCCAA